AUGGCGAGUGGUUCCGGAGCGCAUGGUGAUAGCGAUGACGAUCCCGCACUGAAUGACUACCCUCAUGACGAUGCCGACCAUUCGCAAUUCGCCUCCACCCAGGAAACUCCUUCAGACCCUAAACACACCCCUCAAUCGUUGCCGCUCCAGAAGCGCCGACGAGUAGGUCGCGCUUGCGACGAAUGUCGCCGGAAGAAGAUCAAGUGUGACGGCAAACAACCUUGUACCCACUGUACCGUCUAUAGCUAUGAGUGUUCGUACGACCAACCCUCCAACCGUCGUCGCAAUCCCGCCCCGCAGUAUGUCGAAGCCCUGGAAGCCCGCAUGCAAAAGGCAGAGGCCCUCCUCCGAACAGUACUGCCAAAUGUCAAUCUCGACGACCCCAAUCUGGACGUAAACGCUCCAGAGUACCGUCUACCAAUCCACCAGAAGGACAAGCCAGCGGCGACGGCCGGAGUCGCUGCCAAACCUAAUGGAGCUUCCGGCGAAACCGGCCCUGAAGCCGGUGACGAGUCCUUGCUGGAGACGAUGGUCGGAAAUACUGGCUGUCUAGACCGUGAUGAUCAGGGACAUUGGGACUAUCAUGGACACACCUCGGGAAUCAUCUUCGUCCGCCGCCUGCGCAAACAAUUAGGUGCGGUCGAAGCGCCCGUUCCUCGAAACGUCACGGCGAUGCUCGAAAGCCCUAGAUCGGUGUCCGUAUCCGAUUCCCCGCAGGAUGCCUCAUUGCCUCCUACCCACGACCUCCCCCCGCGGGCGGUCGCUAUUCGACUAUGUCAUAAUGCACUGGAUGAUGCCUGCUCUCUUAUGCGAUUCGUGAUCGAGCCUAAAUUCUUCGCGAGUCUUGACCGCAUCUAUGAAACGCCCCCAGAGCAAUUCGGUAAUGAUGAGAACUCGUUCUUGCCCCUGUUGUAUAUUGUUAUGGCGGUAGGAUGUCUGUUCUCGGAUGACGGUGCAGGCACUUUGGAUCUGGCCGGUUACGAGGGUGCGAUCGGUCAAGGAUUCCAAUUUUUCAAGGCGGGACGGCAACUGCUGGAAAUUACGGAUUGCCGAGAUCUCACCUCACUGCAAGCAAUCUGCUUCAUGGUGCUUUUCCUCCAAUCGUCUGCCAAGCUGAGUACUUGUUACUCGUAUGUUGGUAUUGCGCUUCGCUCAGCACUGCGAUUGGGACUUCAUCGUACCGUUACGGCCGACUUCAAUCCCAUGGAGCGAGAGCUGCGUAAGCGCAUCUUCUGGGUUAUUCGUAAGAUGGAUGUCUACGUUAGCACCUUGCUGGGUCUUCCUCAAAUGCUGAGCGAUGAUGACAUCGAUCAAGAAUAUCCGAUGGAAAUCGAUGGAGAGUUCAUUACCGCUGAGGGUAUUACACAAAUGCCCACCGACUAUACCCCCUUGAUGGCCGGAUGUAAUGCGCAUACACGCCUUUGCAACGUCGUCCUGAAGGUAGUGAAAUAUAUCUAUCCGGUCAAGAACGCGCGCUAUCGGUCCAAGUCCGAUCAGCGCUAUAUGGUCAGCCAUUCGAAGAUCCGAGAGAUUGAGCGUGAUCUUCAGGCUUGGAUGGAGGAGCUCCCUCCGGCGCUGCGUCCAGGCACAGAAGUGUCACCCCAGCUUGAGCGAAUUCGUCAACUGUUGCGUAUCAGUUACGCGCAUGUACAGAUGGUCAUGUACCGCCCCUUCUUACAUUAUGUAUCUGGUGGCUCUCAAGCUCGUGGUGUGGACAAGCGGUCCUAUGCUUGCGCUGCGGCUUGCGUUAGCGUAUCUCGAAACAUUGUCCACAUCACGACGGGCAUGCACAAGAGGGGCCUUCUAAAUGGCUCGUUCUGGUUUACCAUGUACACCACCUACUUUGCCAUCCUCUCACUCAUUUUCUUCGUUGUGGAGAAUCCCGAUUCGCCCACUGCCAAGGAUGGUGUGUUGAAGGAUGCCAUGGAAGGCAAAAACACUCUAGCUGGGCUGGCUAAGAAGAGUAUGGCAGCGGACAGGUGCUCCCAGAGUCUAACAUGCCUCUUCAAGACUCUACCAGAGAUGUUGAAGAACCGCCAAAGCUCCAAGAUUCCCGUUAACUUGAAGCGACGCGCUCCUUCCAACUUUGCUAUGGAGCCCGAGUCUAUUCAAAAUCAGCCAGUACAAACCUUGCCUCAUCGCUCGAGCACGUUCCCCGCGCAGAUGAUGGCUCAGUCGUCCCCCACAAACCCUGCUGCAAGUCGUCGGCAAAAGAGUCUAGACACUACUCAGCCCGUCAGACAGUCCGAAAGCGGCACGCAGUCCGCCUGGCUGGCAUCGACGCCGGAACUCCUGACCGAGACCAUGUCUACGCCAGAACCAUCGUCUGCAAACUCAUUCAAUGCCUCUUUCUCCAAUCAAGAGCCGUCCAGUCUGGCCUGGGCUCAGCAGUUCAACAACCCCAACAAUCUUCCAGAUCUGAUGCCCAUGAUGUUCCCCUCUGACGAUCCCUUUGCUUAUCCCACGCAACCCAUGUCCACACUAGAGGAUGAUCACUUCAAGCAUGAGCGCAACGGCUCUGCGCUGAAUCAACCUUCAUUCGAUUCUACCCCUCAGCACCAAGGGAUGGGAUCAAACACACCAAGUGACCCGUCCGGAACGGGAAUUUCCACACCCAGUUUCGAUGCAUUUGCCAACUUCUCCAAUUUCCCCAUGAGCGCCACGCCAGGAAUGAAGUCAUCCAUCCCUAGUCGCUUGCAACAACCCACGACUCAACCUAUGAACCCUUCGCGACUGCACUCACCAAUCUCGCAAGGCGGGACUCCCAGCGAACAUCUCAGCAGUCCGGACUUGGUUUCCAUUCCUAAUCAGAACUUUGUGUGGCAAGGGUAUAAUUUCCAACCCGCAAACGUGGAUACCGUGAAUAAUGAACCCACCACGAGCACGAUGCAGCAGGAUACUGCUCCUCAAAAUGGGCUCUCGGACUUCAACAUGGGCCUCGAUGAGAAUGCCUUGGGUAUGAAUAUGGAUCUGGGCAUUUCAUUUGACGAUUUGUUUGGCAACAAUGCGAAUUUCCGACCUGGCGCUGGCGCAGCCAAUGAUGACUGGACUCAAUGGAUGAAUGCUGGAGUCUAG
Penicillium cataractarum is the source of this 3075-nucleotide messenger RNA. RefSeq names its product putative C6 transcription factor (Mut3). The coding region runs from base 1 to 3075 and encodes 1024 amino acids. NCBI's taxonomy places the organism in Eukaryota, Fungi, Ascomycota, Eurotiomycetes, Eurotiales, Aspergillaceae. The transcript is spliced from 5 exons. Gene Ontology annotation, cellular component: nucleus. Gene Ontology annotation, molecular function: sequence-specific DNA binding; DNA-binding transcription factor activity, RNA polymerase II-specific; zinc ion binding. Gene Ontology annotation, biological process: DNA-templated transcription; positive regulation of transcription by RNA polymerase II. The record is from RefSeq and is a predicted model, not a curated record.